UCACGUGGCCCCGCACCUCCCCGGCGCGCGUCCGCCUGCUCGCCCCCGGCCCCGGCUCCGGCUCCUCCUCCUCUUCUCGCCAUUGCAGUUGGACUCAGCAGCCCGGUGCGCACCGCGUGGCUUUUGGGGCGAGACCCCGGCGGGCUCUGGCAGGAGGGCGGCGGCUGCGGUCGGAGAAGGGGACGCGGACAAGUUCCUCCUGAUUUCACCUUUUACGUCUCAGAGGAAUGAUUCCUUUCCCCUGGAAACUUGGACUUGCUCUCCUGCUACGUUUUGUCAUUAAGUUGCUUAACCUUGUGCAGUCUUGAAGGAUGUGUAAGGUGUCACCAUCUAGUAUUAGCAGGCAGAUGUUAAAGUAUUUCUGUUGGUUCAUCCAAGAGUAGCUGAAAUUACUCCUUCAGUACAUUGCAUUUGUAGUUCUACAGCUGAUAGAGCAUUUUCCCACCUUGUCACCUUUAAUCCUUACUGUUUGCGGCUCUGAGGUGUAGAUAGUUGAAGUAUUGAUAACACCAAGGAAAUCUGUCACAAUUUGAAAAGAUAAGCAAAAAUUUGAUUUCCAGACACUACAGAAAAAGAAGUAAAAAUGCGUCCAGUGAGAAUUUUUGUGAAUGAUGAUCGCCAUGUGAUGGCAAAGCAUUCUUCCGUUUAUCCAACACAAGAGGAGCUGGAGGCAGUCCAGAACAUGGUGUCCCACACGGAGCGGGCUCUCAAAGCUGUGUCCGACUGGAUCGAUGAGCAGGAGAAAGGCAGCGGCGAUCACGCCGAGUCCGAGCAUAUGGAUGUGCCCCCAGAGGACGAGACCAAAGAAGGGGCCGGGGAGCAGAAGUCAGAGCACGUGACCAGAACCCUGAGGGGCGUGAUGCGUGUUGGCCUCGUGGCAAAGGGCCUGCUGCUCAAGGGGGACCUGGACCUGGAGCUGGUGCUGCUGUGUAAGGAGAAGCCCACGACCGCCCUCCUGGACAAGGUGGCUGACAACCUGGCCAUCCAGCUCGCUGCUGUUACAGAUGACAAGUACGAAAUACUCCAAUCUGUCGACGAUGCUGCGAUUGUGAUAAAAAACACAAAAGAGCCUCCAUUGUCCCUGACCAUCCACCUGACAUCCCCUGUUGUCAGAGAAGAAAUGGAGAAAGUAUUAGCUGGAGAAACGCUAUCAGUCAACGAUCCCCCGGACGUUCUGGACAGGCAGAAAUGCCUUGCUGCCUUGGCGUCCCUCCGACACGCCAAGUGGUUCCAGGCCAGAGCCAACGGGCUGAAGUCGUGUGUCAUUGUCAUCCGGGUCCUGAGGGACCUGUGCACCCGCGUUCCCACCUGGGGUCCCCUCAGAGGAUGGCCCCUCGAGCUUCUCUGUGAGAAGUCCAUCGGCACAGCCAACAGACCAAUGGGUGCCGGCGAGGCCCUGCGGAGAGUGCUGGAGUGCCUGGCUUCAGGCAUCGUGAUGCCAGAUGGUUCUGGCAUUUAUGACCCUUGUGAAAAAGAAGCCACUGAUGCUAUUGGGCAUCUAGACAGACAGCAACGGGAAGAUAUCACACAGAGUGCGCAGCACGCUCUGCGACUUGCUGCGUUUGGCCAGCUCCAUAAGGUCCUGGGUAUGGACCCCCUGCCUUCGAAGAUGCCCAAAAAACCAAAGAAUGAAAACCCAGUGGACUACACAGUUCAAAUACCCCCCAGUACCACCUACGCCAUUACGCCCAUGAAACGCCCAAUGGAGGAAGAUGGGGAGGAAAAGUCUCCCAGCAAAAAGAAGAAGAAGAUUCAGAAGAAAGAGGAGAAAGCAGAGCCUCCCCAAGCGAUGAACGCCCUGAUGAGACUGAACCAGCUCAAGCCGGGGCUGCAGUACAAACUGGUUUCCCAGACCGGUCCAGUUCACGCCCCCAUCUUCACCAUGUCUGUGGAGGUAGACGGCAACUCAUUCGAGGCCUCUGGGCCCUCCAAAAAGACUGCCAAGUUGCACGUGGCUGUUAAGGUGUUACAGGACAUGGGCUUGCCCACGGGUGCCGAAGGCAGAGACUCCAGCAAGGGGGAAGACUCAGCUGAGGAGACAGAGGCGAAGCCAGCCGUGGUGGCCCCGCCACCUGUGGUGGAAGCUGUCUCGACCCCCAGCGCUGCCUUCCCCUCAGAUCCCACUGCCGAGAACGUAAAACAGCAGGGGCCGAUCCUGACCAAGCAUGGCAAGAACCCUGUUAUGGAACUUAACGAGAAGAGGCGUGGCCUCAAGUAUGAGCUCAUCUCAGAGACAGGGGGUAGCCAUGACAAGCGCUUCGUCAUGGAGGUCGAGGUGGACGGACAGAAGUUUCAAGGCGCUGGCUCAAACAAAAAGGUGGCCAAAGCAUAUGCCGCCCUUGCUGCGCUAGAAAAACUGUUCCCCGAUGCCCCUCUCGCCCUCGAGGCCAACAAGAAGAAGAGAGCCCCCGUGCCUGUGAGAGGUGGACCGAAAUUUGCUGCUAAGCCACAUAACCCUGGGUUCGGCAUGGGGGGCCCCAUGCACAAUGAAGUGCCCCCGCCCCCCAAUCUCCGAGGACGGGGAAGAGGAGGGAACAUCCGCGGUCGAGGGAGAGGGAGAGGCUUUGGUGGCGCCAACCAUGGAGGCUACAUGAAUGCUGGUGCCGGGUAUGGCAGCUAUGGGUAUGGAGGCAACUCGGCAACCGCUGGCUACAGUCAGUUCUACAGCAACGGAGGGCAUUCUGGGAAUGCCGGUGGUGGUGGCGGCGGCGGGGGCGGUGGUGGCUCUUCUGGCUACGGUUCCUACUACCAAGGUGACAACUACAACUCACCAGUGCCCCCGAAACACGCCGGGAAGAAGCAGCCGCACGGGGGCCAGCAGAAGCCCUCCUACGGCUCGGGCUACCAGUCCCACCAAGGCCAGCAGCAGUCCUACAACCAGGGCCAGUACAGCAACUACGGCCCCCCGCAGGGCAAGCAGAAAGGCUAUAAUCAUGGACAAGGCAACUACUCCUCCUACUCAAACUCCUACAGCUCCCCCGGAGGCGGGGGCGGAUCAGACUACAGCUACGAGAGCAAAUUCAACUACAGUGGUAGUGGAGGCCGAAGCGGCGGGAACAGCUACGGCUCAGGCGGGUCGUCCUACAAUCCAGGGUCACACGGGGGCUACGGCGGAGGUUCUGGGGGCGGCUCCUCAUACCAAGGCAAACAAGGAGGCUACUCGUCACAGUCGAACUACAGCUCCCCGGGGUCCAGCCAGAAUUACAGCGGCCCUCCCAGCUCCUACCAGUCGUCACAGGGGGGCUACGGCAGAAACGCAGACCACAGCAUGAACUACCAGUACAGAUAAAGCCCCCAAGGGGUGAAGAUUUGUACCUUCUGCACUUACUCCCCCGUUGUAAGAUUCAGUUUUAUGCAUCACAGUUAACAUGUCAACCGGCCUCUCCAGGCCCCUUCCGCCCUACCCUGUCCACGUUGCUGUGUUGUGAGGUGCAGCUGGUCACUCCCGUGACCCGUCCUGUGACCCAUAUUUAGCUGUGUUUGGGACUCCGUGUCUUCAGUGGUUUGUUAGUUGCCAUUACAACUUUGUCUGAGUAGAGUUUUUUUGAGUUCUUGCAAUUAAGUAUCCCUCUGUCUAUUUACAAUUGGUGUUAGUGUUAACUCAGUUUGUCUUUAAAUAGUAACGGAAGGGAUACGUCAUUUGUUAAUGCUUUUGUGAAGUGAGUUAAACGAGCUUUCUGUAUUUUAAUGCUUUAGUGUUUCAGUUUUAUAAGUGAAGAUUUUAUUUUAAAAACCAGUGGGAAAGAGUGGGGUUUUUUUUGUAUGUCUGGAUCAUUCAGGCAGUACAUCUGAAUUGAGCUGAAUGUAGACGAAUAAAGAAAAACAAAACUCUG
Messenger RNA from Balaenoptera acutorostrata (minke whale), 3833 nucleotides. RefSeq names its product interleukin enhancer binding factor 3 (gene ILF3). The transcript has 22 exons. Gene Ontology annotation, cellular component: precatalytic spliceosome. Bases 584 to 3289 code for a protein of 901 amino acids. Lineage: Eukaryota; Metazoa; Chordata; Mammalia; Artiodactyla; Balaenopteridae. The record is from RefSeq and is a predicted model, not a curated record. Gene Ontology annotation, molecular function: single-stranded RNA binding; double-stranded RNA binding.